This is a messenger RNA of Equus caballus (horse), 3656 nucleotides long. RefSeq names its product RNA binding motif protein 19 (gene RBM19). Gene Ontology annotation, cellular component: nucleolus. The record is from RefSeq and is a predicted model, not a curated record. Lineage: Eukaryota; Metazoa; Chordata; Mammalia; Perissodactyla; Equidae. Gene Ontology annotation, molecular function: mRNA binding.
GCAGAGCACGUGACUUAGUUUCGCCUGGCCAAAGAUGGCGGCGCCCAGAGCGGUGGCGUGAAAGUUGUUGGCGGAAGACGCUGUCCGUUCGUGCGGAAAUUUAAACAGCGGUCUCCGUGCGCCAUGUCGCGACUGAUCGUGAAGAACCUCCCGAACGGGAUGAAGGAGGAGCGUUUCAGACAGCUGUUCUCCGCCUUUGGCACGCUGACGGACUGCAGCCUGAAGUUCACCAAAGAUGGCAAGUUCCGCAAGUUUGGCUUCAUCGGCUUCAAGUCCGAGGAAGAAGCCCAAACAGCACUGAACCAUUUCAACAAGAGUUUUAUCGACACCUCCCGGAUCACAGUGGAGUUCUGCAAGUCCUUUGGGGACCCAACAAAGCCCCGAGCCUGGAGCAGACAUGCCCAGAAACCCAGCCAGUCCAAGCAGCCUUCAAAAGACAAAGACUCCGUCCCCCCAGAAACUAAGAAAGAUGACAAGAAGACAAAGGCAGCAGGUGAACUGGAGAAGCUGAAGGAAGACGGCGAGUUCCAGGAGUUCCUGUCAGUUCACCAGAAGCGGACGCAGACAGCCACCUGGGCCAACGACGCCCUGGACACUGAGCCCUCGAAAGGGAAGAGCAAGCCGGCCGACGACUACCUGAACUUCGACUCCGAUUCGGGGCAGGAGAGUGAGGAGGAGGGAGCCGGGGAGCACCCGGAAGAGGAAGAUGGCAGCCUUGAACCGAAGGCAGCUGUGCAGAAGGAGCUGUCGGACAUGGAUUACCUGAAAUCCAAGAUGGUGAAGGCGGAAUCGUCAUCCUCCGAGGAGGAGGAGAGUGAAGAUGAGGCCGUGAACUGUGACGAAGGGAGCGAGGCCGAGGACGAGGACUCCUGCGCCAUCGCUGCCCAGCAGGACGGAGAGGGGCCGGGGUCUGGCCGACAGCAAGGGAUCCCGUCUAGGAGUAGGAAACCACCGGAGGCCAGGGCCGAGACAGAAAGGCCAGCACACCAGAAGGAGCCCACCACCCCCCACACGGUGAAGCUGCGGGGAGCCCCCUUCAACGUCACAGAGAAAAACGUUGUGGAAUUCCUGGCACCCCUGAAGCCGGUGGCCAUUCGAAUAGUGAGAAAUGCUCACGGGAACAAGACAGGGUACGUCUUUGUGGAUUUCAGCAGUGAAGAGGAGGUGAAGAAAGCUCUGAAAUGCAACAGAGAAUACAUGGGUGGGCGCUACAUCGAGGUGUUCAGGGAAAAGAACAUCCCCACGGCCGAGGGGCCCCCGAAGAACAGUGCCAAACCCUGGCAGGGCCGGACACUCGGGGAGAACGAGGAGGAAGAGGACCUGGCCGACUCGGGGAGGCUCUUUGUGCGAAACCUGCCCUACACCAGCACCGAGGAGGAGCUGGAGCAGCUCUUCUCCAGAUACGGGCCCCUGUCUGAGCUCCAUUACCCCAUCGACGGCCUGACCAAGAAACCCAAGGGCUUUGCCUUCGUCACCUUCAUGUUCCCUGAGCACGCCGUGAGGGCCUACGCGGAGGUGGACGGGCAGGUGUUCCAGGGCAGGAUGCUCCACGUGCUACCGUCCACCAUCAAGAAGGAAGCCAGCGAGGACACCGACACCCCAGGAUCGUCGUCUUACAAGAAGAAGAAAGAGUCUAAAGACAAAGCCAGCAGCUCCAGCGCUCACAACUGGAACACACUGUUCAUGGGCCCCAAUGCAGUGGCCGACGCCAUCGCACAGAAGUACAGCGCCACCAAGAACCAAGUGUUUGACCACGAGACCAAGGGCAGUGUGGCUGUGCGCGUGGCCCUGGGGGAGACGCAGCUCGUCCAAGAAGUACGCCGCUUCCUCAUCGACAAUGGGGUCAGCCUGGAUUCCUUCAGCCAGGCUGCAGCGGAGCGGAGCAAGACCGUGAUUCUUGUGAAGAACCUACCGGCGGGCACCCUGGCGGCUGAGCUGCAGGAGACCUUCGGCCGUUUUGGCAGCCUGGGCCGCGUGCUCCUGCCUGAGGGGGGCGUCACUGCCAUUGUGGAGUUCCUGGAGCCCCUGGAGGCCCGCAAGGCCUUCAGACACCUGGCCUAUUCCAAGUUUCACCACAUCCCCCUCUAUCUGGAGUGGGCUCCAGUGGGCGUCUUCUCCAGCUCAGCCCCACAGAAGAAGGAACCCCAAGAUGCACCAGUGGAUCCUGCAGAAAAGGCCAGGGCGGUGCCAGAAACAGUGCCAGAUGGCAAGACCCCGGAAGGUGAGAAGCCGACAGAGGGAGGAGCAGACGACUCUUCAGCAAAGAUGGAAGAGGAGGAGGAGGAGGAGGAGGAGGAAGAAGAGAGCCUCCCUGGGUGUACUCUGUUCAUUAAAAAUCUCAACUUCGACACCACCGAGGAGACGCUGAAGGGGGUGUUUUCCAAAGUGGGCACGGUGAAGAGCUGCUCGAUUUCCAGGAAGAAGAACAAAGCAGGUGCACUGCUCUCCAUGGGGUUCGGGUUCGUGGAAUACAGGAAGCCGGAGCAGGCCCAGAAGGCUCUCAAGCAGCUCCAGGGUCACGUCGUGGACAGCCACAAGCUGGAAGUGAGGAUUUCGGAACGAGCCACAAAGCCAGCCCUGACAUCCGCUCGGAAGAAACAGGUUCCCCGGAAGCAGACCACCUCCAAGAUCCUGGUGCGGAACAUCCCCUUCCAGGCUGACAGCCGCGAGAUCCGAGAGCUUUUCAGCACCUUCGGGGAGCUCAAGACCGUCCGCCUGCCGAAGAAGCUGACCGGGACAGGCUCACACCGCGGGUUCGGCUUUGUCGACUUCCUCACGAAGCAGGAUGCGAAGAGAGCCUUCAACGCCCUGUGUCACAGCACCCACUUGUACGGCCGGAGGCUGGUCCUGGAGUGGGCCGACUCCGAGGUGACCCUGCAGGCCCUGCGGCGGAAGACGGCCGAGCACUUCCACGGUGAGGAAACUGAGGCGCAGAGUUGGGGGCUGGACGAGUCGGCACAGAGUGGUCGCUGGGGAAAUAGCCCCCGAAGAAAAAGCGGUCUGUGGUGUUGGACGAGAUCCUGGAGCAGCUGGAAGACAGUGAAAACGACAGCGAGGAGCAGACCCUUCAGCUGUGAGCUGGCACCGAGAGGGACUGCUGAGCUGGAGCCCCUCCUGCGUCUGUCCGAGGCCUGCUCACAGCGGGGGACUUGGCCUCUGUCCUGCUGCAUCCUCGCCUCUUGGGACCGUGCGCCCUGGUCUGCUCACCAUGGCCUCCUGGGUCCCCUCUGGCCACAGGGCCGCUCAUGAAGCCGAGCUCCAAGCCCAGGCACCAGGCCACUUGGCCGAGCUCAGCUGUCUUGCUAAUGCCGGACACCCUGUGAAAUAUAUCGAGUCCCCGUCCUGGCAAACGAUGUCCCAGGCUUGGGGCGCCCACAGGCGCACACCUCCUCCAGCCUGGAGACACGCCUCCCCAGGGGGGGCCUGUGGCCAGCGCACGCCAGGAGGCAGGGUGGUGGAGAGGAAAGAGCUGCGGCCCAUCCGCCCUGGGUCUGAAUCCUGGCCUAGCCUCCCCAGCCGUGUCCUCAGACCAGCGAGGUCCCCUCUGACCCUCAGCUUCUCUUUCUGUGAAAUGGGGGUGAGGGUGCGCCUACCUCAGAGACGGUGCUUGGACUCAGGCAGUCAAUCCAAGUAAAGCCCAGAGAAAGCACCCCUCA